AUGAAACGAUGUGACAGGAAGCUCCAGGAUACACGCGGAUGUUUGGACUACGAUAGACACGCAGAGGUUUGGACUACGAUAGAGACGCGGAGGUUUGGACUGAUAGAGACGCGGAGGUUUGGACUGAUAGAGACGCGGAGGUUUGGACUGAUAGAGACGCGGAGGUUUGGACUGAUAGAGACGCGGAGGUUUGGACUGAUAGAGACGCGGAGGUUUGGACUGAUAGAGACGCGGAGGUUUGGACUGAUAGAGACGCGGAGGUUUGGACUGAUAGAGACGCGGAGGUUUGGACUGAUAGAGACGCGGAGGUUUGGACUGAUAGAGACGUGGAGGUUUGGACUGAUAGAGACGUGGAGGUUUGGACUGAUAGAGACGUGGAGGUUUGGACUGAUAGAGACGUGGAGGUUUGGACUGAUAGAGACGUGGAGGUUUGGACUGAUAGAGAUGCGGAGGUUUGGACUGAUAGAGACGUGGAGGUUUGGACUGAUAGAGACGCGGAGGUUUGGACUGAUAGAGACGCGGAGGUUUGGACUGAUAGAGACGUGUAGGUUGGGACUGAUAGAGACGUGGAGGUUUGGACUGAUAGAGACGUGGAGGUUUGGACUGAUAGAGACGUGGAGGUUUGGACUGAUAGAGACGUGGAGGUUUGGACUGAUAGAGACGUGGAGGUUUGGACUGAUAGAGACGUGGAGGUUUGUGCUAUCGGUUUUCCUAGAGGAGUAUCAUCUACACAAUUAACAUUUUACCCAUUGGUCAAAACACGUGUUUUUGAUUGGACACCCGAUAUUAAAAAGAUAAAAGAAUCACAGAGAGACACAGAGAGAGAGACAGAGACACAGAGAGAGAGACAGAGACACAGAGAGAGAGACAGAGACACAGAGACAGAGAGAGACAGAGAGAGAGA
Oncorhynchus keta (chum salmon) is the source of this 904-nucleotide messenger RNA. RefSeq lists its product as uncharacterized. Lineage: Eukaryota; Metazoa; Chordata; Actinopteri; Salmoniformes; Salmonidae. The transcript has 3 exons. The coding region runs from base 1 to 738 and encodes 245 amino acids. The record is from RefSeq and is a predicted model, not a curated record.